Molecule: messenger RNA, 755 nt
Organism: Scaptodrosophila lebanonensis
Lineage: Eukaryota; Metazoa; Arthropoda; Insecta; Diptera; Drosophilidae
Gene: Cdc42
Product: cdc42 homolog
Exons: 3
Coding region: 132-707 (191 amino acids)
Biological process (GO): small GTPase-mediated signal transduction
Molecular function (GO): GTP binding; GTPase activity
Source: RefSeq, a predicted model, not a curated record
CGAUGACAACCCUGUGUUUCGUCAUUCGUACGCAUACAGAGCCCAACCCAGCCCAAAAAAAGAACAGAAUCGAAUUUUGAACAUUUAAAAAUUAAAUCAACUUCGUUCUCCACUAAACAAAGCGUUCAAUAAUGCAAACUAUUAAGUGUGUGGUCGUUGGAGAUGGUGCAGUCGGUAAGACUUGUCUACUGAUAUCCUACACAACCAACAAAUUUCCAUCAGAGUAUGUGCCAACUGUAUUCGACAAUUAUGCCGUGACCGUGAUGAUCGGCGGCGAGCCCUACACACUGGGCCUUUUUGACACGGCUGGUCAGGAGGAUUACGAUAGACUGCGCCCCUUAUCGUAUCCGCAAACCGAUGUGUUCCUCGUCUGCUUCUCGGUCGUCAGUCCCAGUUCGUUUGAGAAUGUAAAGGAAAAGUGGGUGCCUGAGAUAACGCACCAUUGCCAAAAGACACCAUUUCUACUGGUUGGUACACAAAUCGACUUACGCGAUGAGACAAGUACAUUGGAAAAAUUGGCCAAGAACAAGCAGAAACCUAUAACCAUGGAGCAGGGCGAGAAGCUGGCUAAGGAGCUGAAAGCUGUCAAGUAUGUAGAGUGUUCAGCAUUGACACAAAAGGGCCUAAAGAAUGUUUUCGAUGAGGCCAUAUUGGCCGCGUUAGAGCCGCCAGAACCAUCCAAGAAAAGGAGGUGCAAAUUUUUAUAAUUAUUUUUUUUAUUUGUUCAACCUCAAAAAACAAAAACACGUACUAUA